Molecule: messenger RNA, 4665 nt
Organism: Salvelinus sp. IW2-2015
Lineage: Eukaryota; Metazoa; Chordata; Actinopteri; Salmoniformes; Salmonidae
Source: RefSeq, a predicted model, not a curated record
AUUUAUUAMAUUAACGGAUGAAUAUGUAAGCAUGUUAUUUUCCUGAAUAUGUUUUGGGGGGAUACAAUUGUAUUCAUUUUCUUUAGCCAAUCGCUGUAAAGAAACUGGAGCCGCGCAGCGUAAGAAAUGGGAAAAUACGUCAGAGAAAUUACGUUUCUGCGUUUAUAACCCAAUAGAAGAAGGGGAAUCAUAUGCAAAUGAGAUAGGAAUAGGAAGUGAAUUCCGAGAUGUCAGUCUAGCGGUAGCUACAUGUCAAUGCAUGUCCAUCGACAGAGAGGGUGAAAUAAUAGAAAAGACGGACCGUAAAUUAUUUCGAGAUAAAUAUAGAAACAUCCCUAUGGAAAGACACGGAUUCAGACACAAAGGAGAAAAGGAAAAGACUGGACACGGUGUAGGAGAGGACGGUAACGAGAUUUUACCACGUCACUGUGAUUCUGUCACCGCACAAAUAAAGGCUGUUGGACAGAGUGGAUCAUCUUUUUAUUGAAUUGAAACCUAAAUUAGGCACCAUGGCCACCCAAGACUCGGGCUACUAUGACUACACCAUCGUCGCCCCGGAGAUGCCGGCCAUGUUCGACGGCAUGAAGCUGGCGGCGGUGCUGUACGUCAUCGUCCGCUGCCUGAACCUCAAGAGUCCCACCGCCGCCCCUGACAUCACCUACCAGGACACGCCCCUCAACCGCUUCCUGCUCAAGUCCUGCCCCAUCCUGACCAAAGAGUACAUUCCGCCCCUGCUGUGGGGUAAAAGUGGCCACCUGCAGACAGCACUGUAUGGCAAGAUGGGGCGGGUCAGCUGCCCUCACCCCAUAGGCCUCAGGAAGUACUUACCCAUGCAGGAUGGGGCCACCGCCACCUUUGACCUCUUCGAGCCCAUGGGGGACCACCGGACAGGAGAUGACGUCACCAUGGUGAUAUGCCCGGGGAUCGGUAACCAUAGCGAGAAGCACUACAUCCGCACCUUUGUGGGUCACUCUCAGAAGGAGGGUUACAGGUGUGCUGUGCUCAAUCACCUGGGUGCUCUGCCCAACAUCGAGCUCACCUCACCUCGCAUGUUCACCUACGGUUGCACGUGGGAGUUUGCGUCCAUGGUGGSUUACAUCAAGAARAUGUUCCCUCACACCCACCUCAUAGUGGUGGGCUUCAGCCUGGGAGGCAACAUCGUGUGCAAGUUCCUGGGAGAGAACCGGACCAAUCAGGAGAGAGUGCUGUGCUGCGUCAGCGUCUGCCAGGGAUACAGUGCACUCAGGGCCCAGGAGACGUUCCUACAGUGGGACCAGUGCAGACGCUUCUACAACUUCCUCAUGGCCGACAACAUGAAGAAGAUCAUCCUCUCACACAGGGGCAGUCUGUUUGGAAGUGCAACGAAGAUGGAGGACGCAGACCUGAGCCGGCUCUACACGGCCACCUCCCUCAUGCAGAUCGAUGAAACCAUCAUGAGGAAGUUCCACGGGCACAACUCCCUCAAAGAAUACUACGAGAAGGAGAGCUGUGUGCAUUAUAUUCACAAUGUUGACGUGCCACUUCUGCUGGUCAACUCUGCAGACGAUCCUCUGGUCCACGGGUCUCUGCUCACCAUCCCUCGCACACUGGCAGAGAAGAAGCAGAAUGUCAUCUUCGCCCUGACACUACAUGGGGGGCACCUGGGCUUCUUUGAGGGGGCCGUGCUCGUCCCCAGCCCCACCUGGAUGGACAAGGUGAUCGGUUACGCCAACGCCAUGUGCCAAUGGGAAAAACAGAAACCGCCAUGCCAAAAAGCGGAACCUGAAUACACCCUGUCCUGAAGAGAAGGCAGCGUAACCUUUAACUUCCUAACUCCUCUCUCGCUCACCUCUGACCCCCCCCCCCCCCCCUCCCUCCCCACUCACUGAGGAGAAACCUUAACCAAACUUGAACUACUACUCUCUCUCUCCUCUCACGCCUCUCUCGGUUACUGUCUCAACCCUCCCCUCCCUGGUACCCUGUUCCCUCAGCCUCUACUCCUCCUGCUGCCCCCUCUAACCAAAACCACCUUACACGCUGAAGAACUAAAAUGACUAAAUGCUUUUGUGCUUUUCUCUGAGGGGAACUAGUGGAUGGAGAGGAACAACUACUUUUGUCCUUAAGUAAACAUUACCAAGAGAAUCCCUGAGAAUCCAACCAUGGAGACUUUGACCAAAUACUCACUAAAAAGGGAUGAAUCAAACUGGCAUCCUACGAGUAGAGAGGGAGAGAGAGACAUGGUAGAUGUGUAGUCGUAGAGAAAACCAGCACAGAAGAAACCUCCUAGUACUAUCUCUGAGGACUAAUGAAGCUGCAGUUACUGUACGUUACAGUGCGCUCACUGCUGACGACUGCCAAGGCUUUAGCCUAGUUUGCCGUCUUAAACCAACACCGCCUCUUUAUACAAUGUAUGUUACUCACAAAUACUGUAUAAAAAGCCAGUUUAGUUUAGCAGGCCGUGUGUGCUGAGAAGGAAAGCUACGGGAUAGCUCUGUUAGUAUGUGACCUUUUCUAUUAGGUUGAUCUGAUUUGCUGUUCAGUCUGUUUUCUUGGUGAAUAUCAGCCCUUUUUGGAAGGUAUACAAAUAUUGAAUUAGUUUAUUAUUAUUAUUAUUAUAGUCAUUUUAUUAUACAAUUAUUUUCAGAUCACGAGUCCCCCAUAAAAUGAGUAUCUAUUUCGCACUUGAUUCCAUGUAGAAUCAAGGGGUAUGUCUCACAAUGCACCCUAGAUCCUAUGGUGAAAUAUAGUGGACCUGGUCAAAAGUAGAGCACUACAAAGGGAAUAGGGUGCCUUUUGGGAUGCAUCCAAGAUCUCACUCGCCCCUCAGUGAUAUUAAGCAGUGGAGGUAGGUUUUUACCUAGCGGACCUGACCUGUGGUCAAUCUCAAUGAGAUCCAUGCACAUUCCUACUGUCUCGUUAUUCUAUCACUUUUAUUCAAUGCACUUUAUACGUUGUAUGUCACGUUUCUUUCUUUAUUCAACCAUUUUGUUAUUCUUUUAUGGGACUAGCGGAAGACAAAGGUUUAGAAACUUUUUUUUUUUUGCUUAACGUUGAGUUCAGUGACACUAACGAACGGGAGGGAGAGAGGUUGAUAACUCUUCAAGUUAGACGGCCCAAAUGAUCCCCACGUUCACUAAACCCUACAGUCCACCCUCCCAGUAGAGGAUUUUUGUAUAUAAAAAUAAGACACUUUUUCCAAUAUAGUGCCCUACAUGUUAGUACACUAUGUAGGGAAKAGUGUMAUUUGAGAUUAGCCCUCAGGGUGAGUCUUCCUUGGCUGUCUGUCCUGUGCAGUCAACCUACUCAGCCUUACUACUAACCCUAACCUACUCAGUCCUAUACCCUUGAUCAGCUCCAGGUCUUCUGAAGCAUGACUGACUAUGGAGUCAUUCCCUUAGACACAGAGAGUAGCCCACUGCCAAUACACAGACACUCCAGUGUCAGACACUCGUAUGGAAAUGGACCUAGGUGUACUUGUUUGGGCUAGCAGCUCWGACUCAAUAAUAUCACAAAUACAUUUUYRACCAAAGUCACAACGUACAUAACUGCUGUGAUAACUGGUUUAUCACAUCUGAUGUUGAACCCUUAAUUGUCGAKGGCACUGUACAGAGGUGAACAUACAAUCAUGUAGAUGACUGGUUUUAUAGACCAUGUGUUCAUGGGACCUGAGCUGUGAGGUGUGCUGAGUAGGAUGGCCAUAAUCAUUGUGUUUAUGACUUCCAACAGACUCCAUUUUGUUGAACCAAAAGUCGUCACAGAAAAGGUUUUUUAGUUGACCAGYGGUAGAAUACUGAUAGAAUAUUGGUGGCAGUGUUGAGGUCUACCAGAGAGGAAGUAUAUUAUACAUGGGAAUGGCCCAACUUUGUUGCUAGGGAACAUUAUCUUUCAACGGGGGAGAGAACUUCUUUCCAUUUAGUUGUCAGGACCGAAGGUCUUAGCACACACGUUUAUGUUUGAAGGAAUGCUGGAAUGUUAAUGCUGAAAGAUGCUGAGGUGUAUGAGAACGAUGUGUAGGUGAGAAUCUGAUGAGGUUCGCAAAGACACAACCCCGAAGUCAAGGGGGAGUGGCGAAAAAGAUAAAGUUUAGAUGUUAUAGCUGAGACGUCAUAGCUUUCCGUGUUUCCUCUUCUUCUAUAUAAUGGCCAUGCAUUUUCCCCUUCAAAGCCUGCAGUGGCAGCCAUGCUGGUGGUGUGUUGUCAUGACUUGUCCAGUCCAGAGGUCCAGCCAAGUGAACUGUAGGGAGGGAAAGCUGGUGAUUCACUGUACAUUAGUGUUAUGUCCUAAAUGGUAYCAUAUUCCCUAAUAUAGUGCACUACUUUUAACCUSAUCCCUAUGGACUCUGGUCAAAAGUAGUGCACUAUAUAAGGAUUAAGGUGCCAUUUGGGAUGCUGCCAGGCGUAUCAGUCUCACCCAACMCAUACCAUCUGUGUACCAUAAUGAGCUCUUUCAACAUCACCUCCUGCCAGUCAUUUGGCUGGCUGAGUUCUUUCAGCCUUGUAAACGUCAYUCCCUUCUCRAACUUCCUCAGUCAACUGGCAUCCAAACACAAGGGUGCCAUCUGCAGGCUUGGAGAGCAAACUACAACUACUGUCUUAAAUCCAGCCAGUAGGUUACUGUACUGUAGUCCUUUAGACAUUAUUGAUGUUAACUCAGUGAGACAAGAUUUUAAUACAGCUGUUGAACUAA